CCGUAACAGAUAGAGUUGAUGUCAUGCACGCUUCGCUUCCCCGCACACCGAACUGGCCCGUUGUUCCUUUAGUCCGAUCAUUGUGUCUACUACAGUGUAUAGUAUCAGAUAGCACUUGAAUAGCGCGAGGAACUGUGGGCCCCUGCCAGAGACUAAAAUGUUACAGUUCGCGCGCGGCAGCGCCGCAGCGAGUAGACAUGGCUUAGGCAGUAGCCAUACUAGUGCUCCAGUAUCAGCACGCACGGGGCUAACUCUGCGGCCAUGCGGCAUACCGCGGACCCAGCCUCGCGCCGCCGGGCGCCUCCACCCCCCGGCGACCGGGCUGGCGGCGGUCUGUGGCAGCUACUGCCGCUAGCCGCCUGGGCCCGUCAAGCCGCACCAGCGCCCGCCACUGCCGCACCUGCAGCAGCCGGGGCGCGCAGCUGUCUCCUGCAGCCGGGGCGGCGCGCGCAGCAGCAGGUGCUGGCGGCUGUGGGGAGGUACGGCAGUGGCGGCAUCAUUGACAGGAGCAGUGGCAUGAGCAGCAGCAGCAGCAGCAGCAGCAGCAGCAGCAGCAGCGGACGUGACGACAUCAGCGGCAGCCGCAGUAGCAGUGACGGUGGGGGAAAGGCAGGCAGGGGCAGGGCAGGCGGAGGCCGCUGGAACGGUGGCCGGCGUGGCAGUGGCAGGAGUAGCGGUGGCGGCGGCGGCAGGGCGCGUGACUCCGCGGAUGACAUGACCAUGUGUCGGACUCUGGAGGAGCUGCAAGCAAUCAGUGAUCAGCGGCUGGCGGUGUGGUCAGUGCGGCAAGACGUGAGCACCAUGUCAGCUGCCUUCAACCUGUGUGGCAAGCUGGAGUCAGCACGUGCCGGCGGGCCGGCCGCCACAGCCGCGGCCCGCGCCGGCAUCAUGGCGGCCCUUGCGCCUGCUCUCCUUCCGCUCGUGCCGCGCAUCCGCCAGCCGGCCGGCUGCAGCAUACCACUGUGGGCACUGGCAAAGGCCGGGGCUGCCAGCGACGGGCGUGUGGAGUCACAGCUGGCGCCGGCGCUGCUGCAGCGGCUGGUGGACCCAGUGUUGCUGGACAGUGCCACUCCUCAGAACCUGGCAAACGCGCUGUAUGCCCUGGGCAAGCUGCGGGAGGACCAGCAGCAGCGGGGCUCGGGCUGGGACCCCACCUCAUCAUCGCCGCAUCUGAACGCACUGACAGGCGCUGUGGCCUCGCGGCUGCGUGCGGCGAGGGGGCACGGCUUCAAUGCCCAGGACGUGUCUAACAGCCUGUGGGCGUGCGCCAAGCUGGGGUACCGAGACUCAGACCUUCUGUUGCCGCUGGCGGAGGCGACUGCAGCCCUUGCCCGGGACAUGAAUGCGCAAGGUCUGGUCAACAGCCUGUGGGCCCUAGAGGUCCUUGGCUGCAGCGGACCGGCGUUUCGGGCAGUGCUAGAGGCGCUGUGUGGUGCGGCUCUGCGGCAGCUGCGAACACCGAAGGGAGCUGAAUUGUUCAAGCCGCAGGAGUUGUCCAACAUCCUACUGGCGCUGGAGGGGCUGCAGCUGGGAAGCAAGCAGUCUGAGCGGCUGGCGGCUGCAGUAGCAGCAGAGGGCGUAUGGCGGGGCUUUGCCGGCUUUACACCACAGGAGCUCAGCAACUCGGCGUGGGCCCUGGCCAAGAUGGGGUAUGGGGCCGAUGCAACGUCGCAAGCCAUUGAGCAGAGCCCCUGGUACGCGGCUGUGGCGGCCGCAGCUCAGCGGCCCGGGGUCAUGGCCGGCGCCAAGCCGCAGGCCUGGGCCAACCUGCUGUACGCGCUUGCGUUGGUGCGCCACCAGCCGCCACCCGCGCUGCUUGACGCAGGCGCCGUGGCGGCGAUGCAGCGAGGCAAUGCACAGGAGUGUGCAAACACGCUAUGGGCGCUGGCGGUGCUGCAGCUGCGGCAUGCCGGCUUGGAGGCGGCGGUGUGCGGCCGGCUGGGUGAGCUGCUGCGGCAAGGCCCGGAGUCGCUUAUUGCACAGGAGCUUUGCAAUAGCUUGUGGGCGCUGGCGGUGCUGGCAGGCGGCGGUGUCCCUGCUAGCCCGGCUGCAGCUGCGCUGGCCCUGGCGCUGGCCUAUGAAGCCGUGCGGCGCCGUGAGGAGGUUCAGACCGAGGAGCUAUUUCAGCUCUGGCAGGCGCAACAGGAGUUGGGCGGCGAGGUGGCGGAGGCGCUUGCCCGCAGCCCCGACCUGCUAGCCGCGAUGGAGGCGGCGGUAGCUACACAACGGGCGACGGUGUCGACCACCAGCAGUACGCAGGAGCAGGUGGCAGAGGCGCUUCAACGACUACUGCAGAAGGGUCGCCUGCCCAUCGGUUCGGUGCAGACGGAGGUUGUGGUGGAGGGCGUGCUGGGGCGUGUGGAUAUUGUGGCGGACUGGAGCGACGGGCGGAGAGUGGCCAUUGAGGUGGACGGGCCGGACCACUUCCUCACCAACCGCAAGGACAACCCGUCCGCGGUAGACGGUUCCACGGCGCUGCGCAACCGGCAGCUACGGCGGACGCUAGGAGAGCGCGGCCUGGUGUGUGCGCCGUACUGGGAGUGGUACAGUCUGAGGACGCCUUCCGCUCAGGAGGCCUACCUGCUGCGGCGACUGCAGGAUCUGCUAUCGGGCGCUCCUUCAGGAGCAGCAGCAGGAGGGGAAGGCAGCGCGGCCGCCCCUCGCCGCAAGCAGCAGCGGACGACUCGGCCGCAGCCGGACACUGCCGGCACCACCACCACCGCCACCACCACCGCCAGCAGCAGCCAGAAAAGACGCAUCCUCGUUGUCCGCAGGACGGCGCCAAAGCAGGACCUGCAGCACGACGCCACCUGCGACGCACCGUCAGCCUCAGGUGCGGGUCCGGCGGAGGCGGUGGCGGAGGUUGCGACAAGUGGCGGCCUUCGGCCUGCCGCCGCGGGUGCCGACGUGGCAUCUGCUCCUGGGCGGCAACAGCGACAGCGGCAGCGGCAACAGCAACCGUCGAUGCCGGAGCCGGAAGCUAUGGCCGCUGCUGUGGGCAGACGCCGCAGGCCUGCUGCAAACGAGCCGCGGCCACAGCAGCAGCAGACACGGCCGCCGCCGCAGAACACAAGGAAGCGAGCGGCCUCUGCAAACGCACACGCGGCUGCGGCUGCUGCUGCGGCUGCUGCUUAGCAAGCCCGCAUGGGUGGAUGUGCAAGGGCGGCUGGCGCGGCGUCCCACCCGUUUGGCGGAGUUUGUGUCGUGCCCGGUGCUGCUGCUGCUGCCAUGAACAAACACGUGGAGGCGGGCGCGUGGAGGAGCGACCGGGCAGAGUGUGGCGAAGCGUAGCCGACGACGAGGCGGGUGGAGGAGGAGCAGGCGCUGCGGGCCUUGGGCGAGGAAGCUUGUGAAAUGAUUGGGUUGAGGCGUGGGCUUGCCACUAUUGUGAGGUAUGAGGUGAGGUGGUUUGGGCGAGGAUGACAAGUAGGUGACGGAUGCGGGAGGUUGCGGCCUCAACCGACACGCCUGCUGGCACACACAGGAGCGGUCGUUAGUUGGCUGGGGUCACCUACCGUAGGCACACUGGGGGCACACUGGCAUGCACACGCACACACUGCGCCGAGGUUGCGUCACUGGCUUCGUGAACUGUGUCAGUGUAGGUCCCUCUUGUAACCACGAAUGCAAUCCAGGCUGCAUCUCACGACGACAGCAGCACAGGACGAACGAAGCGGGAGGCGGGCCGCCGGUGCCUGGCAGGAGCGGUCGCUGGGGGCGCGGUAGGCGGCACACCACACAAGGUCACCGUAAGCGGCACCUGGCACAGCACCUCAAGUGCACACAGCGGCAUCUGGUGACAUAGGGCACACCAGCAUGCCAGCCAUCGGGCACGCACGGGCCCUCCCCAGUAGUAGCAAGGCAAAGCCAAGACAAUUAAGUGGGGUUGGUGUGACUUUGAGUGUAGGAGAAGAUCUAGGCGUCGUGUCAUAGCAUGGCGAUGAAUGAAGGCAUUGAAUUCAUCUUUGUGCUUGAAAGCAGCGUCAGUGUCCGGCCUAGUGUUCAUGCUCCCUCGUCAAUUCCCCUAUGACCACAUAAUCCUGUCCAGUGCGCAGGAGGCGCAGGGGGACGCAGCUCGGCGGCACAGUUGGAGAUCGGGAGAGAGGAAACUGGGUUCGUGCCAUACAUAUGGUCAGGGCGGAAUGAAGUAAGGCUAGAGCUG
Chlamydomonas reinhardtii is the source of this 4159-nucleotide messenger RNA. RefSeq lists its product as uncharacterized. NCBI's taxonomy places the organism in Eukaryota, Viridiplantae, Chlorophyta, Chlorophyceae, Chlamydomonadales, Chlamydomonadaceae. The record is from RefSeq and is a predicted model, not a curated record. Gene Ontology annotation, cellular component: ribonucleoprotein granule; mitochondrial matrix. Gene Ontology annotation, molecular function: RNA binding. Bases 262 to 3135 code for a protein of 957 amino acids. The transcript is spliced from 4 exons. Gene Ontology annotation, biological process: regulation of mitochondrial mRNA stability; mitochondrial RNA processing; chloroplast rRNA processing.